AACAUAUGGGAGUGUUAGAUUUCGUUGCUAUCAACCUUAAAGGAUUGGUUUGACUUUUAUUAUUUGGUUUUGGUUGUUGGGCAGCUUGGGAAUCUUGAAUUCGUGUAUUGGUCUAUCAUAUAUUUUUCAUGUUUGUGUUCAUGUCUUCUUUAAUUUGGAUGCUGUUGUGCCAUGGGAUUUCUCGUUCAUCCUAGAUUUUAAUUAUUUGCAAAACCUACUCUGAACUGUGCCUAAUACAGACAUUUUCCAUGGUUGAGCUGAGUUUUUUCUUUCUGGAAACCUAAACAGCUUAUUGCACGAGAAUUGUUAUUUUCACUUCCUCUGGUUUCUUAGCAACCAAACAUAGGGUAAAGGUUUUCACUGGUUGAUUUGUAUUCCAUUUUGAAGGCCUUUUUUAUUGUUAUUUUUUAUGAUGAUUGGUUAGAGGUUUGGGGAUUGUCUGUGGAGGAGAGAGAAUUGGAUCCAUUGGUUUGGCUCAUCAGAGAGGCACUUCCCUGUAUUUCUAUUAAAGCUUAGCUCUCUCAUUGAAUUUCAGUCUUUCUCUCCCAUUUGAUGAGCUCACUUUUCUUGACUUCAUAUUGCAUGUUUCAGUUUCUGCAUACAUCCAUUGAUUGAAGGCUAAGGUGGUUGACUGUUAAAAGACUCAUUUUUUUUUUAGUAUGGUGGAUGACCUUGGGAAGAAAUUUGUGAUGUUGUAAAGUUGUGAUGUGUUUGUUCUAGAGAUACACACCUUCAGCGUGGCAUCUAGGCAUGGGAGAUAUGCAGAUCAUGCCUGGGUCUCGCCAUCGCCCUCCUAUGAAGAGGCCCAUGUGGAUCAUUGUCUUGGUAUCAUUGGUCAGCAUGCUGCUAAUUUGUGCUUAUGUUUAUCCACCACGGAGCCAUUCUGCCUGCUACGUAUUUUCUUCUAGAGGUUGCAAGGCUUUUACUGAUUGGCUUCCACCUAUUCCUGCAAGGGAAUAUACAGAUGCAGAGAUUGCAUCUCGUGUUGUAAUUAAAGAAAUCUUGAGUAUGCCUCCUACUCAAUCAAGGAACCCGAAACUUGCUUUCAUGUUCUUAACUCGGGGUUCAUUACCUUUUGAGAUGUUGUGGGAUAAGUUCUUCCAUGGCCAUGAGGGCAGAUUUUCAGUGUAUGUGCAUGCCUCUAAGGAGAGGCCCAUACAUGUGAGCCGUUAUUUUGUCAAUCAAGACAUCCACAGUGAAAAGGUAAUAUGGGGAAAAAUUUCAAUGGUCGAUGCAGAGAAAAGGCUUUUGGCACAUGCUCUGAAAGACCCUGAUAAUCAGCAUUUUGUGUUACUUUCUGAUAGUUGUGUACCACUGUAUAAAUUUGAUCAUGUGUACAACUAUCUCAUGUACACAAAUAUAAGCUACGUUGACAGCUUUGAGGAUCCUGGUCCACAUGGAAAUGGCAGAUAUUCAGAACAUAUGUUACCGGAAAUUGAGAUGAGUGACUUUAGAAAGGGCGCACAGUGGUUUUCAAUGAAGCGGCAGCAUGCUUUGAUAGUUAUGGCUGACAAUCUUUACUACUCAAAAUUCAAGGAUUACUGUAAGCCAGGUCUUGAAGGGCGCAAUUGCAUUGCUGAUGAACACUACUUACCGACCUUUUUCCAUAUAAUUGAUCCAGGUGGCAUUGCAAACUGGUCAGUUACACAUGUUGACUGGUCUGAAGCAAAGUGGCAUCCAAAAUCAUACAGGGCUCAGGAUGUUAAUUUUGAGCUUCUGAAAAAUAUUACGUCCAUAGAUGUAAGUGUGCACGUUACGAGCGAUGAAAGGAAGGAACGGCAGGUGAGGCCUUGUCUAUGGAAUGGAAUGCAGCGGCCAUGCUACUUGUUUGCAAGGAAGUUCUACCCAGAAGCAGUAGAUAACUUGAUGUUUCUUUUCUCCAACUACCCGACUAUUUGAUUCUAAUUCUUUGGUCGGAUCAACACUUAGGCGUUCGCGUUCGACCCCCUGGCUCCAUCUCCAUUUCUGGUAUAGGUUACACUGUUGUAAAGUGCUGCAUUGCUUUCCUUAUCCUGGGGAGGAAGGGAACUGGCAAGAGUAGGAGGCUAACAAUGUGUUAGUUUAGUGUUGAUUCCCUUGGGAUGGGAUGGGAUGGGAUGGGGUGGGGUGAUUUGUUGUCUAUUUUUUUGUCCUCCAUUUUGGGCUAUUUUGUUGAUGUUGAUCAACUGCUUCCCGAACAUAAAAUUUUGGAAUUUAUUCAAGUUAAUUUCAUGUUCA
Messenger RNA from Vitis vinifera (wine grape), 2217 nucleotides. Its product is annotated as glycosyltransferase BC10. The transcript has 11 exons. The record is from RefSeq and is a predicted model, not a curated record. Gene Ontology annotation, molecular function: glycosyltransferase activity. Gene Ontology annotation, cellular component: membrane. NCBI's taxonomy places the organism in Eukaryota, Viridiplantae, Streptophyta, Magnoliopsida, Vitales, Vitaceae. The coding region runs from base 751 to 1899 and encodes 382 amino acids.